Molecule: messenger RNA, 1686 nt
Organism: Orbicella faveolata
Lineage: Eukaryota; Metazoa; Cnidaria; Anthozoa; Scleractinia; Merulinidae
Product: medium-chain acyl-CoA ligase ACSF2, mitochondrial-like
Biological process (GO): fatty acid metabolic process
Molecular function (GO): medium-chain fatty acid-CoA ligase activity
Source: RefSeq, a predicted model, not a curated record
AUGAGAGAAUGGGUCAUCACUCAGUUUGCUACUGCUAAAGCUGGAUUGAUACUGGUUAACAUAAAUCCUGCUUAUCAAAUUCCAGAGGUGGAGUAUGCUCUGAAAAAGGUCAGCUGCAAAGCUCUCAUCAUGGCUGACCAGUUCAAAACACAGGAUUACUACAACAUGCUAAUUCACUUUGUACAUGAGCUGCCACAUUCAAAAACAGGAGAUCUCUUCAGUGAAAGAGUUCCUGAUCUUAAGCUGGUUGUGAUGGCAAGCAAGGAUCAUGAAAGAACUUUUAGCGGCACAAUGGCAUUUCAAGAGUUAAUGGAAACAGGAGGGGCAAAAGAAAAAAGAGAGUUACGCAAAUUACAAAAUGAACUUCAAAGCGACGAUCCAAUUAACAUUCAGUUCACUUCCGGCACAACUGGAAAUCCCAAAGGUGCUACAUUAUCCCACCAUUCAAUUCUUAACAAUGCAUAUUUUGUUGGAGAAAUUUUAAAUUACGAAAAUCAGUAUUCUAGAAUAUGCAUCCCUGUUCCUCUUUAUCACUGUUUUGGAAUGGUGCUUGGAAGUUUAAUGAGUAUCACAUAUGGAACAACGUCAGUUUACCCAUCACGAGGGUUUGACCCGGGAGCUGUUCUGACAGCUGUUCAACAGGAAAAGUGUACUUCACUGUACGGUACCCCGACGAUGUUCAUUGAUGUUCUUAAUCACCCCGCUUUAGACAAGUUUGAUUGCAGCAGUCUGUAUACAGGUGUUAUGGCGGGCUCACCGUGUCCAAUAGAGGUGAUGAAACAGAUUAUGACAAAACUUCACAUGCCUCAAGUAACGAUCUGUUAUGGUUUGACAGAAACAAGUCCAGUGACAAAUCAGACACUCAUGGAUGACCCAAUAGAUCUGCGAGUUUCCACAAUAGGACGAGUGCAUCCCAAUAAUGAGGCGAAAAUCGUGGAUGAACACGGUCGUGUUGUACCCAUCAAUACUGCCGGGGAGAUUUGCUUUCGAGGGUACAACGUCAUGCUGGGAUACUGGGAAGAUAAAGAAAAGACUGACGCUUGCAUUGAGCCCAGCGGUUGGUUCCAUUCCGGGGAUAUGGCAACAAUGGACGAAAACGGAUACGUUAAAAUUAUUGGGAGAAUAAAGGACCUGAUCAUCCGUGGAGGAGAGAACAUUUAUCCAACAGAAGUGGAACAAUUUCUUUACAAACAUCCCAAGAUACAAGAUGUACAGGUACAUUUUUAGUUCUAAUCGUAAAAUUCUCUUACUUAUUGUCCAAUAUUUGUUUCAUCAAGGCUCCGUCCAAACAGCGCCGGAGAAAUUUGAAAACGCAGCUUCAUGUUGGGAAUUAGAUGUUUGCCUGACUCAACACAACGUUUUCCCGAUAAAGUUCGCGCUAAAAUCACUCACUCACGAUAGACUUUUGAACAUAUAUAUUUUGCCUCACACAACGUCCCGAGUUCGAUUACAACACACUCUUAGAUUCUCUAGAACAAAAGACAAAACAAAUCGUACAAUGUUUUCUUUGAUUGGCUACAGUUACUAACGAUGACAGAUUCGAUGCCUGUCCCUUUCCGGUCAAGUAAACAAUCAAUUCUAGUCGCGUUAAAAGGGGUUUGAUUGUGUAAACACACGAUUUGCGACAUUCAUUUCUACGGUUAGGCCUUUCGUCCACACUAAUCCGUCACGAAAACGGAAAACGCU